Messenger RNA from Dermatophagoides pteronyssinus (European house dust mite), 327 nucleotides. Its product is annotated as serine/threonine-protein kinase SAPK2-like. The record is from RefSeq and is a predicted model, not a curated record. Lineage: Eukaryota; Metazoa; Arthropoda; Arachnida; Sarcoptiformes; Pyroglyphidae.
AUGGACUACGUUGCAAACGGCGAGCUCUUCAACGUCGUCGCCGCGAACUUGCUGAGCGAGGAACACGUGCGGUACAUCAUCUACCAAAUCGCACAGACGCUCGCAUUCUUGCAUUCGCGCAGAAUCAUCCACCGGGACUUGAAGCUGGAGAACGUGCUCGUGGACCGCGUCGUAGAUGAGCGCAUUUUGCAAGGCGCGUGCGACUUCCGGCACGCGGCGCUCAAGCGCGUAUCGCCGCCGUGCCUCAAGCUGCUCAAACGACUGCUCAACCCCGACCCGGCGAAGCGCGCGACCAUUGCAGACGUGCUGAACUCGAAAUGGCUAUCC